Protobothrops mucrosquamatus (brown spotted pit viper) is the source of this 4410-nucleotide messenger RNA. It is a transcript of the gene ZC3H6, whose product is annotated as zinc finger CCCH-type containing 6. Lineage: Eukaryota; Metazoa; Chordata; Lepidosauria; Squamata; Viperidae. Bases 34 to 3582 code for a protein of 1182 amino acids. The record is from RefSeq and is a predicted model, not a curated record. The transcript has 12 exons. Gene Ontology annotation, cellular component: nucleus. Gene Ontology annotation, molecular function: RNA binding; metal ion binding. Gene Ontology annotation, biological process: negative regulation of DNA-templated transcription.
UCCUCCUCCCUGCACACAGGCACAACCAGCACAAUGGCCUUUGAAAGCCUAUUCUCCAAUCCCCCAAACCCAGUUCUUGACCAAAACAUGCCCGACUCUGACAGGCAACAUGCAGGGGACGAAAGAGAGGAUGGUGAACUUGAAGAUGGUGAAAUAGAUGAUGCUGGACUUGAAGAAGAUAAGGAAGAAAAAGACACAAAAGUUGAAGAUAAACCUAAAAAUGAAAAAUCUCAUAGAAAAUCACGAAAGAAGCGCAAAAAGGAAAAAGAGAAGAAAAAAUCAAAAAGGAGAAGACGAGAUAAACACAAGCAUAAUUCACCUUCUAGUGAUGAUAGUUCUGACUACAGCAUUGACUCUGAUGCUGAACGUACAGAAAGAUCUCAUAAGAAAGGAGCUGGUUUCUAUAGAGAUUAUGAGUCUUCAUUCCUUCAGCAUGGGCAUAUUUCAGGAAAAUAUACCCCUUCGCAGAAGAUACAGCAUAAUAAAAAAACAAAAAGCAAAGAUUAUGAUAAUUACAGUGAUGAUUUUUGUUACAAUGAAGAUGAAAAAGAAGAUUUUGCUGAUCAGUUAAAGCAAUAUAGACAAGCUAAAGAAACUAAUGAGUUAGAAGCUCCAAUUUCAAAAGAACCAGGGAAAAAGCAAGGGAUGAAAGGGAUUCACAAAGGUGCUACACAAAUGAGCAAUAGUUAUGGUAUUGGCCGAGGGCGCAACAUGCAAAAGAAACUGAAACGCAAAGAUCGUGGAAGAGGAAGAGGGAUAAAUAAAGGAUCUGAGGAAGAAAUGAAGCCAAUAAAGAAAUGGCCAACUAUGAGUCAGGCAUUCAUAAACCAGCAUACGGUGGAACACAAAGGAAAACAAAUUUGUAAAUAUUUCUUAGAAGCCCGUUGUAUUAAGGGAGAUCAGUGUAAAUUUGAUCAUGAUGCAGAAAUAGAAAAGAAAAAAGAAAUCUGUAAAUUUUACAUUCAGGGUUAUUGUUCCAAAGGAGAAAACUGCAUUUACAUGCAUAAUGAAUUUCCUUGCAAGUUCUAUCAUACAGGAGCAAAAUGUUACCACGGUGACAAAUGUAAGUUUUCUCAUGAUCCUCUAACUAAAGAGACAAAAGAACUGCUUGAUAAGGUACUGAAUACUGAAGAUGAGCCUCAGAAUGAUGAUGAAAAAGAAGUGGAAGAACUUAGGAAACGUGGCAUAGUUCCUCUUCCUAAGCCACCUCCAGGGGUUGGACUUUUGCCCACCCCACCGGAGCCAUAUUCAUUUAUGGAGGAAGAUGCAGAAAACUUUCAGGAUCCCUCUGGCGAGUUCAAGAAAAUUCCAUCCCUCUUUGAAAUUGUUGUGAAGCCUACUGUGGAUUUAGCACAUAAAAUUGGGAAAACUCCGCCAGCAUUCUAUAAUAGUACAUCGCCCCCUGGACCAGAGUUUGAAGGAAAUGAUCCUCACAUGUAUAACAGAGAAUCAAGCCCAGGACAUAAUGGACCAGCAGGGCAUCCAGGAUCUCCUGGUCAUCCUUGUAUGGGUUCAGUGGUGCCACAUAGUCCACCUUUGCAGCCAGUUCCUGCAGGAUACUUAGGACCACAAGGUCAAGCCAGUGGACCUAUGCAUGGAAAUCAGGGUGGUCCACCUUUAACACCACCUGGUGUGUCAUACAACUGUGCAGUGGGUCAAGAACAUAUGGCAAACAUGCCCAGAGACAAUCAUUGCCCACCUGGUCCACCAUAUCAGCACAUUCCUAGUGAACGGCAGUCAAAUCCUGCAUAUGAAACUCUUCAGAAUCCAGCUAAUUUCUAUGACAACUACUAUUCACAUCAGGCUGUGCAUAAUUUCCAAACAACCAAUAAUGCUAAUGAUGCUACAUGGCAAGGAGACUUUACAGAACCCCAGUCUUACAUAAAUUCUUCAGAUUCACAUAACAGUGGAAAUGAGUAUGAAUCAGAUUGCGCCACUACAGCAGGACACAAUUCGGCUAUGAAUGUACCUGAUUUUCUUCCUGCAAUGCAGAAAGCCCUUUUUGUAAGGCUUAGUCAAAAACAUCAAGAUGAUGGAGAACAGAUGAGCAAUCAGUGUCAAAGAUCACUGAGUAGAGAAGAAGAUGAUAAUGUAAAUUGGUACUCUAGUAGUGAAGAAGAAGAAGGAAGCAGUGUUAAAUCCAUACUGAAGACCUUAAAAAAACAAAGUGAAACAUUUCGAAAUCAGCAUUCAGCAGAUCAGCAGCUGCGUGUUAUGCCAGUUGACCCGAGACUUGCUAAGGAACGUGGUUCAGGAAACCAGGCUGUUGAUCCAAGACUCAGAUCAGCUUCAAGAUCAAAUGCUAGGAAAUCAUCAGAAUCGGGAGUCUUGGACCCAAGGCUUGCACGAGAUCCAAGAACCUUAAAGGGUAAUGAAAGCAGUCAUGGAAGCUCCUCUACGAGUGGAGCAAAACUGGAUGUGCAUUAUCCACACCCUGUUGUCAAGAUCGCGCAAAAAGGAUUGGAUGAAGAUGAUGAAGAUGCUGAAAGAGAGUUAAGAGACAGAGCUUUUCUCAUACCAUUGGAACCUCUUCCUGGAGUAACAUUACGAGAUCCAAGAUCUCAGCUUAGACAGUUCAGCCAUAUUAAAAUGGACAUUGUUCUAAGCAAACCCAAUUUUGCUAAGCAUAUUGUAUGGGCUCCUGAAGAUUUACUCCCAGUACCUUUGCCAAAACCAGAUCCAGUAUCUUCAAUCAAUUUACCCCUUCCUCCACUUAUAGCUGACCAACGAUUUAAUCAAUUAAGGAAUAGCAAAAGUGAUCCUAUCCUAAGUACAGUUCCAUCUGAUCCACGACUAGCAGCAAAAGCAAAAAAUAACAUAAACUUAGCAAACAGGAGUGGAUCUUUGGAGCACUCUACAGAUUUGCAUCCUGGUAAUACAAACAAGUUAGGAGAUCCUCGCUUACAAAAAUCCACGGACCCCAGGCUGCAUAGACUGUCCAGUACAGACUCCCAUCAUGGAACGGUGAAAGAUCUUUUGCCUUCAAAAACUGAUCCGAGGUUGGCCAGAUCCAGCACUUGUACAUCACAGUCCUCAGAAGCUUCAGUCUUCCAGUCUGACGCAGAUACAUUGCCUCCAUAUGCGCCCAAGUUGUCAUCUGCAAGUUCCAAACUAGGCACCUCUAGUUCAAUAAUAAGUGGCAUUAGUUUGUAUGAUCCAAGAAAUCAUACAUCAUUGGAUUCUUCUCCAGUUAAUUCAGGAGAGAAUGGAGAAAACCAGAAAAAGGGUAUUUUGAAAAACACUGGUCAGAAUGAAGUAGCCACCACAGAAGAACAGUUGCCUCAAAAAGCAUCCCUGCACGUAGAAAAACAUGUGGAAGCAUUUGGAGAAACCAAUUCAGAGAAAGUAGCUACUCUCAAUAAAUCUCAGGCUAAACACUCCAGUUCUGCUCCAGCGGUGCACAACCUUCCUAUCCAAGCUUUAUCAGGGUUAAUCAGACCACAAUAUAAUGAUCAGAGGCAAGUAAGGCAGCCUGGGCAGAUCACUCCAGCACUAGAAAAUGAUCCAAAUGGGGAAUCAGAUGACAAAUCGCUGAAAGAUGUUUUCAAGACUUUUGACCCAACUGCUUCACCUUUUUGUUAGCUAAUUGUUAAGAUUUUUUACCAUUGUGAAUAAUGCUGGUUUCUGCGGUUUUGUAACUGGUUUACCUCUAUGCUUUAUUUAUUUUUAAAUUAUAACCAGAAAUACAUUGGGGCUGCUAUUUUCAGAACCACAUGCAGUAAUACAGUAUACUAUAGUGUUUGCCAAUUUGGUAUUUUCUAUAUAAGUUUCCCAUUUCAGGGAUAUGAAUCAUUGAUCCGUUUAAAUAAAAGUAUAUAUCAUGUUAGGUCUGAGAGAAGCACUUUCAUUGUAAAUCAUCAUUAAGGGAUUCAAUUAAAGACUUGUAUAUGUGUAAUGUGUCUUUUCAAAAUCAACAUUUUAUGUUUGCCACUUUUGUAUGAUUGUACAGUUUCAAGCAAUAUAAUGUACAUUACUAUGAGAAACAUUAUUUAAGAUGACAAUUAUCUAAUCUUCUUAAGCCCAACUUGCUAAGCAUUUGACACAGGGCAACAUUUUUUACUCAUGAAACUGAUAUUCUUAGCCUAAAAGAUAUUGUAUUACAUACUGAGGAGCAGAAAAAACUUUUUAAAGUAUUUUAUUCUAUGCUGUAUAUAUAAAAAUGCAAAGGACAUAAUUAAAACAUUAUUGUUAAAAUAGAAAACACCUAGGUCUAUAAAAUGUAUUUACUUUUUCAUGUAUACACUAUUCUCUAUUGUGUUAUGUCACAUUGUGGUGUUCAUGUAUUCAAUGUAUUUUUGUAUUCAGCUGCUUAAUUUGUAUUGCUUUUUUGUAUUGAUGUAAUGACAGUAACAUGUAUUCAUGUGUCUGGCAUUUUUAACAAAUUAAAAGAGUGAAAUCUCUGACUUUCCA